Trypanosoma cruzi is the source of this 1710-nucleotide messenger RNA. RefSeq lists its product as uncharacterized. NCBI's taxonomy places the organism in Eukaryota, Euglenozoa, Kinetoplastea, Trypanosomatida, Trypanosomatidae. The record is from RefSeq and is a predicted model, not a curated record. The coding region runs from base 1 to 1710 and encodes 569 amino acids. The transcript has a single exon.
AUGGCAUGGUGCAGGGAGAGCGGAAUGCACGAAGGAGAAAAGCCCGCUUGGGAAAACCGCAUCAACGCCGACAGUCGCCGAAAAAACAAACAAACAAAAACGAAAAGGCAUUCUUUUUUUGUUUUUGUUUUUUAUUGUUCUGGAGAGAAAGGAAAGAAAGGGGGUGAUUGGGAUUGGGGAAGGAAGCGAUGGGAAAGGGUGGCUUUGGCGCGGCGGAAAAAAUGGGGCGACGGAAGAAGAGAAAAAAGCGGAAAAGAGAGCAAAUGUUUGAAGUGGGAGCAAAAAGGAGGUAACGACAUGGCCGUACACGUCUUUGGUGCGUGUGGAUGUCUCCUUGAAGACGGUGUGACUCACCACUCAUGCCAUUUGUACAUUCUUUGGCUCCAUUUCUUCUUUUCGUCCCAUUUCUUUUAUCAUUAUUGUUGUAUUUGGAGUCAUGCGACUUCUGUGAAGUCGUCUUUUGCUGCCACGCUGAACGGAGCAUCGGGUUUGGUUUUGGUUUUUGUUGAAAUGCCCUUUGGCCUUUGUGCCCUCUCAUCCAUGUAUGCUGUUUUUUCCUCCACCUUUUUUUUUUUUUUUGCUUGCCCGCGUUUUUCACUCUUUUUUCUGUUUGUUUGUUGUGGGGGCGACUGGGAAGUGUCACUUCUCGAUAUGGAGGCGGGCGAUAUUCUCCACGACAUAAUGGGCGGUAACGGUCCCCCGCUGCCGCAGCUGCAGGCGCCACACGAGCAGAGGCAUGAAUCACUGCCUCGGCGCAGCAAACUCGUCUUUCUCUACAGCAGCGAUGAGGAGGGCGAUGUAGACAAUUCUGAGAAGACGAGAGGCGUUGGCGUGGCGAAAUUCACGGAGGUAUUGACGCUGAACCUUCUGCCUAAUGAUCUUCGAGAGAUGCGGCUUGAGGCCGAAUUGGCGGCGCAGCAUCAUCCGCAUGCUGCUUUACAGUCACCCGGAGAUACAGAGCAGCAGCCACUUCUGUUCACGGAAGAUACAGCGGGGGAAAAUGUGUCAUUUGCAGUUCAGGGCCGUGUGAAGGUGGUGGAUGCGCUGCCGCUUCGAGAGUGUAUUAGUAGUUUUGGCAACAAGGAGGUGCCAUUGCGACGUCACCUGCAUGCAGAGGAGACCAAACGACUCGCAUACGCCCGAAAGCGAUUUCGCGACGAUGGCGAUAAUGAAGACCGCAGUAGCGUGGAGGAUGCAGGUCAGUGCGGGGCGGCCAGUGGUAAUGUCGUUGUUGCCGAGCCGCGGCCCGUGUUUGAUGGCGACGGGUUGGCGCGCGCGAUUGCUGUCGGUGGCUAUCGACUGACGGUGGAUGAACACGAGCUGCAGGUCUCCGGUGUUGGUGAGGAUGUUGUGACUGGGGAGGUCGACAUUGGCCACGACACCCUCGAAGAUGAUUAUUUUGAUCAAGAAGACGACGACGAGGAGGAGGAGGACGAGGAACUUGAAGAGGCGGUGGUGGUUGCGGUGGUGGAGCAGUUGGUGCGUUGCUGUGAAGUGGGCGAACUUGACGAGUCAUUACGUGAGGCGGGGGAGAGGUUUCUUGUGAAGGCGCGAUCGUGCUUGCAGCGGCUGCAGACUGGAGAAUUGGACCUGGCAGCUUUUGGCGAUGAGGUGCAGGGCGAUAUUUUGCGUCUUUCGCGUGCAUUCCAGCGAUUCCGUCGGCCCAAAGACGCGCCGGUUGUCAUUGACGGUGUUGUAAUGGACAUGUGA